AUGCCGUUUGCUCAACCAGUGCAAGGUGUUGCCGAUGCUGCUGGGCCAGAUCAGUGGUUCAAGUCUUUACCCGUCGUGACACGGUACUGGUUCGGAGCUACCAUUGCUGUGACCCUGGCGGCCAAUUUUGAGAUUAUUUCCUCCGGUCAAUGUGCCUUUGUUUGGCCCCUCGUGCGAUACAAAUUUGAGCUGUGGAGACUUCUUUCGUGCUUUUUGUACGCGGGUCCGUUCAGUAUGAACACCAUGAUUUCUUGUUACAUGUUGGUGACUUUUUCCAGACAGUACGAAGCUGGUGGUCCCUACAAUACUGGCGCAGGAGGUGGGACCGCAGAUUUCGCAUUCAUGCUCAUGUUUGGAGCAGCAAUCAUGUUGAUAACUUUCCCUCUUGUUACCGCCAUUCUGGGCUUGCCUCCGAUAUUUUGCCAAAACAUGAUUUCUUACGUUUUAUACACGUGGAGCCGACGCAAUCCCACCGCCCAAGCCAAUAUCUGGGGUAUGCCUGUACCAGGAAACUACUUGCCAUUCGCUCAUUUGGCCUUGACAGUUUUUAUGGGAAAUCCAUACGCAGAUCAGCUACAUGGGCUCAUGUGUGGACAUAUUUACUACUUUUUGGUGGACGUCGUUCCUCAAGUGCAGGGCAAAGAUAUCUUACACACUCCACGUUUUUUAAUCGAUGCCUUUGGUAUUGGUGAGUAUCGUCCCACGGUGGAGGCAGUAGCGCCUCCCCAAGGUGGUGGAGCCCGGAUUGCUGGUCUUGGCAACGCGGCGCCUGCACAGAAUACUGCGGCAGUUGGAGGAGGAGGCUAUACCUGGGGAGGUGGGGGGCGCCCUUUGGGACGAGAUUAA
Molecule: messenger RNA, 846 nt
Organism: Phaeodactylum tricornutum CCAP 1055/1
Lineage: Eukaryota; Bacillariophyta; Bacillariophyceae; Surirellales; Neidiaceae
Gene: hDer1-2
Exons: 1
Coding region: 1-846 (281 amino acids)
Biological process (GO): endoplasmic reticulum unfolded protein response
Cellular component (GO): Hrd1p ubiquitin ligase ERAD-L complex; endoplasmic reticulum membrane
Molecular function (GO): ubiquitin-specific protease binding; misfolded protein binding
Source: RefSeq, a predicted model, not a curated record